AUGGUUGGUUUCCAUCACCCCAGAGAUCCUUAUUUCCCUAACCAGGGGAAUAAUAGAUGGUUGGAAGAAUCCGAGGAGCAACCUGAGGAGGAACCCGAGGAAGACCCCGAGGAGGAAACAGAAGGGGAACCUGAGGCGGAAGCCGAAGGCAGACCUGCCGAGCCAGUGGUGGACCAAGAAGCGGAGGAUGCCGAAGGAAGUCUCGAGGAGGAACCCAACGAUAACGAAGAGGAAUACCAUAAGACCUCCACACUUAAAUCUUCUACAUGUAUCUCAUACCUCCACUCUCGCGAAGGCAACACGACUGAGCUUCACCCUGAAGACCCCUACUACCCUACGAUGAUAGCCAACGAAUGGAGCGAGGGAGAACCAGAGGAAGUGCAAAGGGAGAACCCAAAAUUGGGUCUUGAAGAAUACCAAGAGCGAAACCUUGAGGGAAAGGAUUCUGAUGAGGAGUCAGACAUGGAUGAAGGCGCCAAAGAGAUCCUUAGCGAGCCUUACCCCCUUGGAAGCAAUACCGAACCAACACGCAGAAAAAGAAGACCUUACCAAUCAUCUCCGCCUCUUUUGAAGAGGAGGUGA
Lactuca sativa (garden lettuce) is the source of this 582-nucleotide messenger RNA. NCBI's taxonomy places the organism in Eukaryota, Viridiplantae, Streptophyta, Magnoliopsida, Asterales, Asteraceae. The record is from RefSeq and is a predicted model, not a curated record.